Molecule: messenger RNA, 1037 nt
Organism: Cyprinodon tularosa
Lineage: Eukaryota; Metazoa; Chordata; Actinopteri; Cyprinodontiformes; Cyprinodontidae
Product: protein tyrosine phosphatase type IVA 2-like
Exons: 7
Coding region: 600-950 (116 amino acids)
Biological process (GO): dephosphorylation
Cellular component (GO): nucleus
Molecular function (GO): phosphatase activity
Source: RefSeq, a predicted model, not a curated record
GCGGAAGUGGUUCCACAGCUUCAUCCCUGUCCAACAUGUCCUCCACGCUGACCCGUCAGUAGAAGUCAGUGGGUUUGUCCGUGGAUCCUUUGCCCUCAGUUAGCUCUGAUGCUCAGGCUGCUCUAACUGUUCUGUUUCUAUGCUGCAGGACCCAGAACCGCAGCAGCAUCAUCAUCAAUGGUGUGUCUACAUCCCAGAGCCGUCACAUUCUCCUGUGUGUGCUCGAUGACCUCUGACCUCCCCGGCUGUCGUCACGGCUGCACCUGCAUGGCGUUAGCGAGGCUGGGAGGAGAGUUCUGCCAAGCUCAGCACCUGCUGCUUAUUGUGGACAAGUGAAGAGGAGGACCAGCAGCGAGGCCCUUGGCUCCGCCCACACCCAGGUCCGUACCGCCAUCCUGUCGUAUGAAGACGAGUCGACCCUCCGCCUGCCAGCCGUCCUGGAGGAGGAGAGACCUGCAGCUGCACUCCGCCCCUUUCUUCUUCUUCUUCUUCUUCUUCUUCUUCUUCUUCUUCUCUGGUUCCUCAGAGCAGUAGACCAGUUCAUUCCUCCCAGAGCAGACACAGAGUUCUCCUGGAAGAUCCUCCUCCUCUGAAGCACCAUGAACCGCCCGGCGCCGGUGGAGAUCUCCUACGACUGCCUGAGGUUCCUCAUCACGCACAACCCCACCAACGCACAGCUGGGGAAGUUCAUCGAGGACCUGAAGGCGUACGGAGUGAGCACCCUGGUGAGGGUCUGCACUGCGACCUACGAUAAAGUUCCGGUGGAACAGGAAGGGAUCCAGGUUCUGGAUUGGCCCUUUGAGGAUGGCUCCGCCCCCCCAGAGCAGGUGAUUGAUGACUGGCUGAACCUGCUGCAGGUGAAGUUCAGGGAGGAGCCUGGCGGCUGCGUGGGCGUGCACUGUGUGGCCGGACUGGGACGGUCAGUAGAACCUCUGCUGUUAGAACCUUAGCACUGAUAGCCCAGAACUCUGCAGAACCUCCAAGGUUCUGGCCCGUUUCCCCUCCUUCUGAAGCUAACUAGGCUAAUAAAGCUAACU